GAGAAUAGCGCACGCCACUGACAAAAGGGAAAUUUUUGAGGAAUGGGGAAAGACAUUUCUCGUAAAUUGAUGUUUCGUGUGUCAAGGAGCUUGACAUUUUGAUAUUUGACAGCUGUUGAUGUGCCGGAUGUGCAUAAUUUAUUUAUGAGACUUUUCCUGUUAGUAAAUCGGAAAAACAGUGAAAGUAGUGAUUCAGGAUGGCGUAUCACUACAUCGUCACCGCUCACAAGCCUACGGCAGUCACAUCAUGUGUUACAGGGAACUUCACCUCACCAUCAGAUCUGAAUCUGAUUGUAGCGAAAAACACAAGAUUAGAAAUAUAUCUUGUCACUCCAGAAGGCCUAAGACCAAUUAAAGAAGUUGGUCUAUAUGGUAAAGUUGCUGUUAUGAAGCUGUUUAGACCUCAGCAAGAGAAAAAAGAUCUGCUGUUCUUGGUAACAAUGCGGUACAAUGCCAUGAUACUAGAAUGUGUCAGUGAUGGUGACAACAUAGACAUCAUCACAAAAGCCCAUGGAAAUGUAGCUGACAGAAUUGGAAAACCAUCUGAAACAGGGAUACUGGCAGUUAUUGAUCCAAAAGCAAGGGUCAUAGGCUUGAGACUCUAUGAUGGAUUGUUCAAGAUUAUUCCUUUGGAUAAAGAGAACUAUGAGCUUAAGGCGACCAAUUUCAGAAUGGAUGAACUUCAAGUCCAUGAUGUGGAAUUCUUACAUGGAUGUGCUAAUCCAACCUUAAUUCUGAUCCACCAAGAUGUCAAUGGCCGACACGUUAAAACCCAUGAGAUUUCUUUAAGAGAAAAGGAGUUUGUUAAAAUUCCAUGGAGGCAAGACAAUGUUGAAACAGAAGCAUCUAUAAUCAUCCCUGUUCCGUCACCUCUAGGAGGUGCUAUUAUUAUUGGACAAGAGAGCAUUUUGUAUCAUGAUGGACUCGUUUCAGUUGUCGUGGCUCCUCCUGUCAUCAAGCAAAGUACCAUCAUAUGUUAUGCAAAAGUAGAUCCAGGUGGCCUGAGAUAUUUACUUGGUGAUAUGGCUGGACAUUUGUUCAUGCUAUUUAUAGAAACUGAGGCCAGAGGUGAUGGAAAUGAUGUAGUGAAAGAUCUUAAAGUUGAACUUUUAGGUGAAAUUGCAACUCCAGAAUGUAUCACCUACCUAGACAAUGGUGUGCUGUUCAUCGGGUCUCGAAUUGGUGAUUCUCAGUUGGUGAAACUUAACACCAAAGCAGAUGAAAGCGGUUCUUAUGUGACUGUAAUGGAAUCUUUCACCAAUUUGGCUCCUAUUUUAGAUAUGUGUGUGGUAGAUCUAGAAAGACAGGGUCAAGGGCAACUCGUCACGUGUUCAGGGGCAUUUAAAGAAGGAUCUUUGAGAAUCAUAAGGAAUGGUAUUGGUAUUCAAGAGCAUGCUAGCAUUGAUUUGCCUGGCAUCAAAGGCAUGUGGGCCUUAAGAGCCGCAUACGGAAAUAAACUAGACAAUACACUAGUUCUGUCUUUUGUCGGCCAAACUAGAGUUUUGAGCCUAAAUGGUGAAGAAGUAGAAGAAACUGACGUCGGAGGAUUCGCUUCAGAUCAACAGACAUUUUAUUGUGGAAACGUCGCACACGAUCAAAUUAUACAGGUGACGUCAGUUUCCGCCAGACUUGUGUCAAUCCAAAAUAAAACCUUGGUAGCAGAAUGGAAGCCACCGAAUGACAAAUCCAUCAGUGUUGUGGCAUGUAAUACAAAUCAGCUUGUUCUGGCUACAGGAUGUGCAGUUUAUUAUCUGGAGAUACAACCUAACGAACUUAUUUUGAAAGGUAAUACCACGCUGGACGUAGAAGUGGCAUGUCUAGACAUCAGUCCUUUGGGGGAAGGCAACACAACCUCUGAAUUAGUAGCAGUAGGAUUGUGGACUGAAAUAUCUGCGAGAUUGUUGAGGCUGCCAGAUUUAUCUGAGGCUACAAAAGAAUUAUUAGGAGGAGAAAUAAUACCGAGAUCAGUUCUUAUGGCCUCUUUCGAGGGGCAUAACUAUCUACUGUGUGCCCUCGGUGAUGGUUCCAUGUUUUACUUCACCUUGAAUAAAGAAUCAGGAACGUUGAGUGAUAAAAAGAAGGUUACUUUAGGUACACAACCCACAGUAUUGAGAACCUUCAGAUCGCUGAGUACAACAAACGUCUUCGCAUGCUCUGAUAGACCGACAGUAAUCUAUUCAUCUAAUCACAAGCUGGUAUUUUCAAACGUGAACAUGAAAGAGGUGAACCACAUGUGCAGCUUGAACGCUGAAGCGUACCCCGACAGUCUCGCUCUCGCCACUGAUACGUCCGUGACGAUCGGUACUAUCGACGAAAUACAGAAGUUGCAUAUCAGGACGGUACCAUUGCAGGAGAGUGCUAGAAGAAUUGCAUAUCAAGAACAAUCACAGACUUUUGGCGUAGUGACGUCUCGAAUAGACAUCCAAGAUUCCACUGGCUUAAAUCCAGCUAGACAGAGUGCUUCCACCACUGCCCAAUCUGUCACAGUGUCAAGUAGUGUUGGAUCUUUGGCCGUGGGAAAGUCGGGAAGCGGUAGCGUAUUGGGUGGUAGUGCUGCUCCUGACUAUGGACAAGAGGUGGAAAUCCAUAACCUUCUAAUAAUUGAUCAAAAUACCUUCGAAGUAUUGCAUGCUCACCAAUUGAUGCAGCAAGAAUAUGCCAUGAGUUUAGUUUCCUGUACACUAGGCAAUGAUCCAAACGCCUAUUUCAUAGUUGGUACUGCGAACGUGAAUCCGGAAGAAUCUGAACCUAAACAAGGUAGAAUCCUCGUGUUCCAUUGGAAUGAAAACAAACUAACGCAAGUAUCAGAAAAAGAGAUCAAAGGUUCCUGUUAUUCGCUGUGCGAAUUUAAUGGAAAACUGUUAGCGAGUAUCAACAGUACGGUGCGACUAUUUGAAUGGACCAAUGAGAAAGAGCUGCGGUUGGAAUGUUCACAUUUCAAUAAUAUAAUUAGUCUGUUCUUGAAAACUAAAGGGGAUUUCAUACUUAUUGGAGAUUUGAUGAGGAGCAUGACUCUGUUACAGUAUAAAACAAUGGAAGGCAGCUUCGAAGAGAUAGCCAGAGACUACAAUCCCAACUGGAUGACUGCCAUUGAAAUUCUGGACGACGAUGUAUUUUUGGGGGCUGAAAAUAGCUUCAAUAUCUUCGUUUGUCAAAAAGACAGUGCCGCUGCUACAGAUGAAGAAAGAUCCCAAAUGCACGAGGUGGGGCAGUUCCAUGUUGGUGAUAUGAUGAACGUCUUCAGACAUGGAUCCUUGGUUAUGCAGAAUGUUGGUGAAAGUUCAACUCCCACAAGAGGUUGCGUACUAUUUGGUACUGUCGGAGGUGCUAUAGGCUUAGUCACGCAAAUCCCUCAAGACUUUUACGAAUUCUUGAUGGACCUACAAAAUAAAUUGGCCACAGUAAUAAAAUCGGUUGGAAAAAUUGAGCAUUCGUACUGGAGAGCCUUCCAUACUGACAUCAAGACUGAAAACGCGGAAGGCUUUAUAGAUGGAGAUCUUAUAGAAAGCUUCUUGGAUCUGUCUCCUGAUAAAAUGAAAGAAGUUUCUGAUGGUUUAGGGCAAACUGUCACUGUAGAGUAUUUGGUCAAAAUGAUCGAGGAUCUUACGAGGAUACACUGAAAAAUAUGAUUCAUUAGAAUAGUUUUUAGUUUUUAAAAAUAUAGUUGUACACUUGUUAAGGUACAAUCGCUAUUUGAAAACUGACGAUAGUGACAGUUUUAUAAAAAUAGACGAGCAGUUUUCCUUGUCUUUUUUACAAUUAUAAUAAUAAUUUCUCACCAUUAAUGUUUGUUUUUAGCAAACUGUCACUGUAGAGUAUUUGGUCAAAAUGAUCGAGGAUCUUACGAGGAUACACUGAAAAAUAUGAUUCAUUAGAAUAGUUUUUAGUUUGUAAAAAUAUAGUUGUACACUUGUUAUACUUAAGUUGCGUUGUGAACUGUAACUGAAUUAAAGUUUUACAAAUCAGAUCGAAAAAAUAGAUUUGAUUUCACCCCAUA
This is a messenger RNA of Acanthoscelides obtectus, 3997 nucleotides long. Lineage: Eukaryota; Metazoa; Arthropoda; Insecta; Coleoptera; Chrysomelidae. The record is from the annotation of a GenBank genome assembly.